AUGCUGGCCGCAAGAGAUCAAGAAAACCUUGUCCAUGCUCAUCAGACUGCUGCUGCUGCCAAACCCCUGAACCAGAGUACCAGACAGCUGCAGCCAAAGACACCCGGUAGCAGAGCACCGAAAACACCCUUCGGGCUAUCCCUGAAUGACGAGAAUAAUCCUCUGGUCUUUGGAGGGGGAAGGAAGACAGGAAAACCGAAUAAUGGACAGAACGAGAAUAUCCUGAAGUCAGGGCAGGAUGCAAUUGCUGGUGGGAAUGCGUUCGUUACGCCUAUGGCCCCACGAAGUCGUGCUCCCUUAGGAGUGAAAACGACAAAUGCGAAGGCGCAAGCUUUCCAAACCCCAGCACCCCGUUUGGGUACAUCUAAACCAGUCAAGACCACAAAGCGACCUUCAGCGACUCGAAAAUUGAAGCAGAGUACCCCUGAAGUGCUGCCAGGUCCGCCCAAAGUCGUUGCUGUAGAGGACGAAAAGGACGAUGUUCCAGAUAUUGAAUAUAUGCCCCCCAAACCAACACCAUUGCCAGACCCUCCUGAAGACAUCCCUUACAACACAGACUUCCCACAAUUCAAAGGCAAGAACCGUACACGCGGGUGGCAUAAGUUAUUCGUUGACGAGGAAGUCGGGGAAGAUGGAUUGACCAGGAAGCAGCGAGAAAUCAAAGCAGAGCAGGAAGCCUCUGAUAAGCGGAUGGACGCUCUAAUCCAGGAGCAAGUCGACAACAUGGAACUGCUGGGGAUCAAUGUCCGCCAGUUCCCCGACGAGCCGUGUGCUGAAGAGGUGGCUGCAGAGAUCAUGAGGAAACGUGAGCAGAAACAACAACCAGCCAAAAGGGUCAUCGUGGACCGAUCCAUUUCCACUGUCAGGUCGCGCAAUGCCGCAAGGAUGCUCUCUCACCAGUCACGGCCUACAGUUGCUCCACCUGUGCCAAAGCUGAAGCCGAAACCUAAACCCAAGGUCAGGUUCUCGUCGGGUUUCUCCCGUCCCAAAAAACCCCAGCAGCAGACACCAUCGAAUCCGUCGACUAUGCGCCAUGCAGCUGCCACAGCCAGUUCACGGACUACAGUUGGAUAUUCCAAGGGGCGAAGGUUAUCGGCUAAUUUGCGACAAAAAGCUGCUACCACUAAUAAGAAACAGCAGCGGCAGAGUUCCAUGAACCAGGAAGGCCCAGCCUCGAACAACCCGGCUGAUAUCCUCUCCCCAGAGAGAUACAUGGAGUUAUAUGGCAGCCCACCGUUUGGGAGCGAGAUGUGGUCGCGGUGCAAGGCUGCAGGGUUAUUUGAUUCUGCGUUUGAGCGUGUGGAGAGCGAGGAGGAAAUCCCACUAUUCCCUAUGGAGGAUGAGGAGGCUGCGAAUUUCCAGCUUACGCUGUGA
Histoplasma mississippiense is the source of this 1374-nucleotide messenger RNA. RefSeq lists its product with no specific name. The record is from RefSeq and is a predicted model, not a curated record. NCBI's taxonomy places the organism in Eukaryota, Fungi, Ascomycota, Eurotiomycetes, Onygenales, Ajellomycetaceae. The coding region runs from base 1 to 1374 and encodes 457 amino acids. The transcript is spliced from 3 exons.